Serpula lacrymans var. lacrymans S7.9 is the source of this 866-nucleotide messenger RNA. RefSeq lists its product as uncharacterized. The transcript is spliced from 4 exons. Lineage: Eukaryota; Fungi; Basidiomycota; Agaricomycetes; Boletales; Serpulaceae. The record is from RefSeq and is a predicted model, not a curated record. Bases 73 to 735 code for a protein of 220 amino acids.
AACCGGCGCAAGAUUCCAGGGUACACCCCGUUUGUACAUUGACCUUAUUCCACACACUGCCAAUCCACCGAUAUGGCUGGUAGAAAACGGGCUGCAAAUGAAUCUUCCACGCGCGAGACGCGCAGUGCGAAAGCAACAAAAACUGACACCGCAAAAAGUCCAAAGAACGCUGGAAAGGAGCCAAGAGGGGCAGCGCGUCUUAAGACAUCAGUAAGCGCUGCUGCGUUCAAGGCGCGGGCUCUUCCCCUCCAUGUCAACUUAACACAUACGCCCCCGGCUGCUGCCGGACCUGAAGAAGGCUCCACAUCAGUUGCGCAGGUAGACCCAGGAUUUGUGGGGAGUACGACGCUUAUCGGAAGCUCGUUCUCAACAGGGAGUUUCGGGUGGAAAGGCAACAAGCGGUUGACCAUCGAGCUCCCAGGUGUGGAUGGUGCGGAGAAGGAAACCGUCCAUGUCCAGUUAACGAUCAAUGCCACUGUCAUAGGAAGCAAAGAUGCGAAGGAAACAGAUGAUGACAAGGAAGGGGAGGCAGAGGCCCAGAAAGAAACGGAAGAACCUAAGGAGAUCACAGAAAAGGAGCCUGAACCGUCUAAGGAGGAGAACGCAAUGGAAGUUGUAGAACAAAAGGCAGCAGAAAACGCACCUGAGGAAGCGCCUGAAGGCGAUGCCGUAGAGGUGGAGGCUGCUAAGGAGAACGGUGAAAACGGCACAGCUGCAGAAAACGAAGGUCUGUAAAUUGCUGUGAGGUGACUCCCUUGUCUUUAUCGUUGCCAUAUUAUCGUUGUGUUUAUUGGUCUAACUAUUUUUUGUUCUAUUCUGUAAUAUUAUUAUACAAGUACUGCCCAAGUUCAUGAGUGACAUCGUAC